AUGAAUAUUACAGCCUACUCUUGGGCUGAAGUAGCCCGAUCGCCCGGUCAUAGCGAUCUUCGUCCUGAUGUGGACGAACGUGGCACCAACGUCAUGACGGCUGGACCCUCAGCUACAAUAAUUGGCUCCGCACCUGAGCCCUUUAGGGGCCACCAGUCUUUGGUCCAGACUGCUGCCGACAAUGACGUGACAAAGGAAAAGGCGGUUCUAAUCGAGCCGACCUUAACAAUUCCGAGUUCAUUAAACGCCGAAAACGUUCACGAUGGGAUCCGCACACUGGAGGCGACUAUUCAGACCCUCAGCAUCGACGUAGGUCGUCGAAGCUCGGAUCUCAUUCAAGCUGAGACCGAGCUCGCUAGCAAAGACCUGGAGAUCUCCGAUCUACAGGCCAAAGCUACCACUCUUCGAGAGCACUUGGCCGCCGCCACGGCCAGAAUGGCAGAUAGAUCUGACAAGGAUGACAUAAUCCGGCAACUGAAAGAUCAGAUCUCCGAGCUACGGGUCUCAUUACAAUCCGGCACCAUAUCCUUGGCACAGCUAUACGGGCCUGAUAGCGUUCAGACCUGGAACGCCAUUGUUAGCAAAGAGACAGGAAUGGGAGGGCUGGACCCCCUUUGUCUCUCUAACAAGCGUCUACUCCGGGGCGCAGAGUCUACCCCGGGUGCUCAAAGAAGCACGACUACUUUGCGAGUAGGACGGUCUCCCAAAGGAGAUCCUGUGGCCAGGAGAGCCACACGUUCCUCCGUCCAAGAGGAACGCUCUGCUGAGCAGGUCUCAGCAGAGUCCAUGCUAGCUGUCGAGGCGGGCUCGUCAACGAAGCCUAGCCAGGACAGUCAAGCUCAGCUUGUGAGGCGUCCCAUAGUCCGGCUUCCCCCAUCGACACCUAACCUUUAUCCUCCUCCGGCUGCGGCCGGCCUAGAUCCUACUCCUGGUGUAAGGAGCGGUGUUCCUUCCAAGAACAAACCGCACAGCCGGGAGGAUGGGGGAAACGAAAGAAAUGGCAGCAAGGGGAGGGCUGGACCUAUCCCUUUGCAUGGCCCUGGGGGGAGCCGGAGUCCCCCUCUUAAAGGGAAGGCUAUUGGUAGACUCAAUAAGAGAGGAAAGAAACAAGGCGUAGCGGCGGGGGAGCCGCAGCCUUACACAGCACGGGGGAGCUAA
Messenger RNA from Annulohypoxylon maeteangense, 1158 nucleotides. RefSeq lists its product as uncharacterized. The record is from RefSeq and is a predicted model, not a curated record. The coding region runs from base 1 to 1158 and encodes 385 amino acids. The transcript has a single exon. Lineage: Eukaryota; Fungi; Ascomycota; Sordariomycetes; Xylariales; Hypoxylaceae.